Nematostella vectensis (starlet sea anemone) is the source of this 2938-nucleotide messenger RNA. RefSeq names its product caspase-3. Gene Ontology annotation, molecular function: cysteine-type endopeptidase activity. The coding region runs from base 392 to 2032 and encodes 546 amino acids. The transcript is spliced from 9 exons. The record is from RefSeq and is a predicted model, not a curated record. NCBI's taxonomy places the organism in Eukaryota, Metazoa, Cnidaria, Anthozoa, Actiniaria, Edwardsiidae. Gene Ontology annotation, biological process: proteolysis.
GUGACUCGCUAUUGAGCGGGAGCAUGAAAUGGCGGCCUGAUUGCAUUGGCCUUCUUUAAAAUCGUCGUCACUGCUUUAGAGGAUAUUGGACAAAUUAUAGAGGUCCCCCACUCAAAUAUAUAUACUCGAUAUAUAAACCUCAAACCAGAGACUGACGCGGUCUCUGGCCUCUAAUCCUAUAUUUCAUAACCUGUCACGCAAUCGGUGAUAUGUGACGGAAAAGUCAGUUCUAAGAAACAGCCAUAAACAACAGAACUUUUGUCAGGCUAUCUUUAAUUGUCGACUGUACAGGCUUCGGCUGGACGCUUUUCUAGAUACAUUCCCAGCAGAAUAACCAUAUUAAAGCAUUACUUAUUCCUUGGAUGGUCUCUAUAAAAGCACGUAAUUUGGAAUGGCAAAUACGAAACCUAAGUCCCUGAGCCAGGAUACGAUGAGGAUGAGUACGGUCCUAAGCACAAGGCUGAUAGGUCUUGACUCGCGCUUCCCAUUGAUGUUCCACGACAACCAGAAAUCUGUAGUGAGGGCACCGGACGUACAAUGGCCACCCCAUGGCAGUGUGAUCACUGAGCAUAGUCUCAACCGUUGCUUCCCUGCCGGGUUUGCUAUACAAAUUGAUUAUAUCGAGGGUCUCACUCAUGGUGCUCUGUGUAUUGGGGUGAUAUGGCCGAAUGAGACAAUCAAAACUGUAGAAACCGACUUAGGAAUAUGCGUCGUCAGAUGUAAUGGCACAAAAUGGUUAUGGAGUGAUGAAAAGCGAGUCUUUAAGAUAAACUGUGGCUAUGGCUGUAAGACCUUAAACCAAUGCUAUGGCACGUUCCCUAAGGAAAUCCUACCAGGCGACAGCUUUGGUGUGCUGCGCUCAACUGAGGGCAACCUUCACUUCCUGCUCAAUGGGCAAGAUCAGGGCAAAGCUUGUAGUAAUGUCCCUGUUGAUGUCUAUGGCUACUUUGAUAUCAAUUUUCGCAACGGCUUACAAGACAUUCAUCUCUCAUUGGUACCUAUAGACAUCUUUCAGAUCAGUCAAUUUAAGGAAAACAACAAGAAACUUCAGCUACCCUUUCCUUGCAAGUAUCUUAGACUGUGUAUCGGGGACAAAAACAAACCAAAAGAUGUGAAUCACAGCACACCCAUAGCAACGCAGCCUAUCAGAACAGUCCGCUCUCGGGAGUACGCAAGUACUCCUACAACAAGACAGUCUGUUCCCUCGUCCUUAAAGCCUAGUAGUCAGACCAUUUCGAAUGGAAGCCUUCAAAGGGGAUCAGGUGCAAAAAAAGAAAAAGAAAUCUUCCCGCGAUAUUCGAUGACCAAAACAUCGAGAGGAAUUUGCCUGAUUAUAAACAACAUGAACUACAUUGGCAACAGGAGAAAUGGGGCAAAUAAUGACGUCAAUGCCUUGCGCCGGCUGUUUAAGGAUCUGCAUUUCUGUGUGAUUAUCAAAACAGACCUCGCAAGCCGAGAUCUCAGAGAGACUUUUCAAGAGUAUGCAAUGAUGGACCACUCUAACUUCGACGCGUUUGCCUGUGUCAUCAUGUCUCAUGGGGGGGAGGGGGACGUCUUAAAUUGCAUGGAUGGAAGGGAUGUGAGACUCGAAGAUCUGAUGACCGAGUUUAAGUCACUGCAUUGUGCUACACUCGCAGGAAAGCCCAAGAUGUUCUUCGUACAGGCUUGCAGAGGAAGCGACAAAGAAAACCUGGAAAACAUUUCCCAUCCGACCCCAAGCUUCGACUCGAUUCCUGGAGAGGUACUGGAAAGAGAUAGUUCUCUCCCCAGGUCACUAAAUCCAGUCGAGGCAGAUGUCUUGUUGGCCUAUGCUACCCCGCCUGGAUACGUUGCAUACCGGAGCCCGACUGAUGGCUCGUUUUUUAUCAGGGCGCUGGUUGAAACGAUGCGCGAGUAUCACCAAAAGUACCAUCUGUUGGAAAUUCUGACCUUGGUCAACAGAGUGGUUGGCGAGCUAGUGAAUAAGGUGGAUGGUAGCAUUGCGCAAAUCUCCGUCACGACUCACACCCUACGCUCCUCGCUGUAUCUGUAAACCCGGCGAUUCCAGCACCACCACUCAGUAGGAAUAUCGAGAAAAGACCUCGCCUUAUGCGCCCACCCCUUGGACGGGCUUAGAAACAUAAAGGGGGGGGGGGGAUAGUGUAUAGAUUUGUUUGUUUCUUACCCACCCUCCCACCCCCACCCUUCGCUUUUCUAAAGGUCGUCCUCAAAAACAUUGACCCAUAAGGCGGAUACCAUUUGAUCUUUACUAACGGGAAGCGUUUCUGUGAAGAAUCCAUUUUUUUGGUGAUAGAAGUUGAACCCCUACCUGCACAUCGCCUCGCCCGUUAAAAUCAAAUGGCCUCUUCUUGUGCUGUGUACAUAAACGCACCACAUUUUUAUCAAAUCAUUAAUGAGAAACAUCAAAUAAAUAUCGAAUAACGUUAGAUCUUUUGUUUAGUAGUUAUUUUUUUUCUAUUAUUUUGUUUUUGAAAGCUUUGUGCUUCCCCAGCUUUAACUUAUUAUCUGAUAUUAUUAGGUUUCGAGUCUUUUCGAGUCUUUCGAAUGCAAUCUGACUUUUCUUUCUAUCUGAAAUAGAUCGUAGGAUAAAAUUACGGUAUUACGUGACUGUCACGUAAUAAAUGCGUGACUGCCCCAGUUGGGGCAGUCUAUUACUCCUGAUCAAGCUUUUGAUAUUAGAAAAAUAUGUUUGCCCCAUUAUAAACGCUUUUUCCCAGUUAUUUCUUGUUGGACAUUGUUAACUCAUUCUUAUUUUAAGCAACAUUUACCGGUACCCUACCUAGCGAGCCGACGUCAAAAUAUUCAGCGGUGAUCCGCUAAAUUGUGUGCUCUAUUUUGCUUCUGGCGACUAUUUCCGGUCGAGCGCAUAACAAACGAGCACUGGGCUUACAGGCGAUUUACAAUCGUUACAACACAAUGUCACAACUGAACCGUUUAU